This is a messenger RNA of Naegleria fowleri, 4551 nucleotides long. RefSeq lists its product as uncharacterized. Bases 1 to 4551 code for a protein of 1516 amino acids. The record is from RefSeq and is a predicted model, not a curated record. NCBI's taxonomy places the organism in Eukaryota, Heterolobosea, Eutetramitea, Acrasida, Naegleriidae. The transcript has a single exon.
AUGAAUUUUUCAAGUCUUUCUUCGUAUCAUUACAAAUUGUGUACCUUCCUUAGACAACAAAGCACGGAACUAGAUCUGGGUAGUAACAAUGCAUCAGAAGGAGGAGGAGGUGAUGAUGCCUUCUAUUCCUUCCUAACAAGAAAUAUUUUUUCAGAUAUUCCUGCUACACGUGUUGUUGUCAAUUCGGGAACAAACUCUUUGAAUUCCGCGUCCUCCUCUUCAUCAUCGAAUGACCCUUCUCAACCCCAACAACAAGAACAACACAUUCAAAUGGCACUCGAAGAAACACAAAAGAAAACAAAAGCCAUCUUUCAUUUAUUGAAAGAACAUGUGCAUUUUAAUAAUAAUGUUGAUCAUAAUAAGAAUAAUAAUAGUAAUAAUAAGAACAAUAGCAAUAUUACUAAAAAUGUUCAAUACAACGAUGAUAACAUUAGAACUAUUUUUCAAGAUUUGUCAUCCAUUCCGACAACCAAUGAUGGUGAUGACAAUGAGAAUAUCAUCAUUCUCAAUCUUAAAAUCAUGUUACUCAUCUACAGAUACUGUGUGAAUCGAGUGAAAUUAGGAAAAGAUAUUCAAUUCUCCUUUUUUGAAGAAUUUUUUAAUCACAUCAUGCAUUUAGAUGAAUGGUUUGGUCCAAAUUUAACAUCCUUGAAAGAUCUAUUGACAUUUCAUUUAUCUCUUCUUUCCAUUGAUAGUAAUGAAUGGAUCAUUCGAUCGAGUCGAGUUCAACAAAUGCUUUCCAAUUGGAAUUUAUUAUUACAUUCCAUUCGAUGUCCAGCUUUACAACAACCAAUUCCAAAACAAAUACCAUCAUCACAACAAUCAAAUUUAUCACCACAUUCACAACAUCAUCGCAUUCCAUCAUGGAAAUUAUUACUCAUGUAUUUAUAUACAAGUUUAUUAACAGAAAUAUUACCAUGGGGUGUGAAAUAUAUUCAUGAAUUUGGACAAAAACCAUCUAAAAAGGAACGAAUAUUAAGAUUGAUUAAAAAACAAAAGAAAAAUGUCAUGAAUGAAUCUACUUACAGUGCUGGAACAUUUCAAUAUGCUCCAUUCUUUCAAUUCCUUGUAUUACAAUAUUUUGUGGAUAUGAAAAUGGAACAUUAUACCAAACAAGGAAAUUUGUUAUUGAAUCAGAGUAGUUUGAAUGGUACUAAUAGUCAUAGUGACAAUCCUAAUAGUAACAAUUAUCAUCUUCUCUCAUGGCCAAGAACUAUUCUCGAAGAUAAACUUUUAAAAGAAUCUUUAACUUUUUGGGCUGUAUUUGUCUCAACCAUGACAAGUACUGCACGUGAAGAACAACAAAUGACGAUGGAUGAAGCUGAAGAGAAUUUGAAUGAUGAAACUGAUGAUGAAAUUGAAAUGGAUUUGAAUGAGGACGAUACUACCACAACCACUAGUACUAUUCGUUCAGCAACCACUGGCAUUACAACAACUACAACCACCUUAGAAACUUCAAAAAAAGAUCCUCUUCAAACUCACAUGACUGUUCAAGAGAUUCGAACAGUUAAGAAAUAUCUUUCACAUAUUCUUGCAGAAUAUUUAUUGAAAUCACUCGUACAAGUAUUGUAUGAAUUAGCAGAAUAUGAAUGUAAACCAAUCUCUCAGACCAAUGCAAAUACUAUUAAUACCAAUGGUGCUACUAAUGCCAAUACCACCACACUCUUUUAUUUUGAAAGUCCAUUACGUUCAUUAGAGAGUAUUCGUGCACAUGCUCAAACAGUCAUUAGUUCACUUUGUAAUUGUUUUGGAUUACAAUUAUGUAAUAUUCUAUUACCAAUGGUGAAUGAUGAUCUUGCACAAAUUGAGAAUUAUUCAAAGAGUGGUGGUAAUAAGAGCGUUGUUGAUGAUGUUAACAAUUCUUCCUCACCUUAUGGACCUAUCUUUCUUGAACUUCCCGUUAAUACUGCUACUACUAUUAAUACCAUGAAUACUACUACUACUGAACACAUUCCCUUAACCAACCAUAGCGUUGAUGAUCCAUACCUUCAUGGUGGUGACCACAACAACUCUUCAUUUCAUUUACAACCUCAUUCACACCAACAAAAACAACAACACAACAAAAACUUUGGUAAACCCAUUUGGAUUGUUCGACAAAAAGUUCUCAAUACCAUUGGAGUUUUAUUAAGAGAAUUACUUACUACUAAUAUUCAAUAUGGAUCUGGAGUGAAUGGUCAAUUAGUGGACGCACAAACGAUUAUUUUUUAUGUAUUGGUACACUUUAUUCAAGAAUAUUGUGAAUUGGUAUUGAAUGAAAUUACUUCAUUACCUCUUCCAACAUCAUCCUCAUCAUCACCACCACCCUAUGAAACCAUUCUCAAACAAACAGCAACAUUGGUCACAUUUGCAUUUAGCAAAUUAUUUAGUAGUACUCAAGACUCGAUGGAAGAAGGUGGUGGUAUUGUGAAUAACAACAAUUCCAGUAAUAAUUUGGCCAUUCUUCAACAAUUUUAUGAACUUCAAUUGCCACCACUCGAACCACCACCACAAGUACCAACACUCUCAAAUUCCUCUUCUUCAACAACAACAACAGAUCGAUAUCGACAUGAAAGAAAGGCACAAAAAAGUGCCACUUAUUUAUUACAUGAAUUUAAACCAAACGUAUUGAAAUUAUUACAAACAUUAAUUAUGGAUGAUGAUUAUUCUCUAAGAGAUUCAGCAUGUAUUUCAUUGUGCUCUUACAUUGCAGAUAUGAGUUUAAUGGACAUGAUGAUGGGAAGUGGUCACGAACCACAACAACAAGACACACACCACCACACGGAUUUCAUUCUCAAUAUUAUUCAUGCAUGUGAGAAACAUGUUCAAAAUUUUGUUCGAUAUUCCAUGUUGAUUAGUGCCAUUACAGACAAGUUACAAAAUGCCAUUUCUUCAACGAUGAUGAAUCCUCAAUUCUCUCAACUCAUACUAUCCUCAUCAUCAACAACAACACCAUCGUUACCCUAUGAAACAAAUGCAACUCUUUCAACUCCUACUACUAGUACAAAUCACUCAAUUGCCACUCAUUCCACUACUAAUUUCGCCUCUCUUCUCUCAUCAAAAUAUUCUCCUCAUUUCAAUCGAUUAUUUAAACAUUUAUUUGAAAUGAUUUGUGUGAAUCGUGUGUCUUUCAAUAACGAUUCGUUAGACCAAACACUCAAUGUACAACUAUCUGAAGAAGAACAACAACAACAUGAACUCACCUUAGAAAAAAAGAGACAUUCUCAAUUUGUUGUGUGUUUAUUUGAUGCAUUUUAUGAUUCUCUUGAUUUUAUGAAAUGUGAUACAGAUAUUGAAUUAAUUGAAACAUUUUUAGUGUAUGCAAAAGAGAAUAUUUUAACAUUGAUCAAGAGUAAUAGUGGUGCUAAUAGUGGUAAUAGUGGUGAUGUAUUUUCACAACAGCAACAACAACAACACUAUUCACUCGAAUCACAAUCAUCCUCUCAACCCAGUGAUGAAAUUUCGGCCUUUUCAACUUGCAUCAAUGCUAUUAUUAGAAAUACGGAUCGACAAGUAUUAUUGAAACUCUUCGAAAAACAUAACAUGUUCAUCUUUUUAACACGUUUGUUAAGAAUGUGUUCCAAUCAUUCUAAUUUAAGAGUUAGAGAUUGUGCUGUUCAUACCAUUGGAAAUAUGAGUAAUGCAGAUUUAUUUGACAAGUGUCCAUUUGAUGUCAUUGAAGAGAGACAUGAGAUCAUUCCACAAGAUGCUGAUCAUGAUUUAUUAUUUGAUUUUGUGUUACCUCUAUUAGAAAGAGAAUCUAUUGUGAGUCAAAGUUUCUAUCAAGAAGCAACUCUUGAAGAUGAUGCCACUCUCAAAAAGAAAAUUAUUGUCUAUCACAAUGCAGUAUGGUCAUUGGGAAGAGUGAUUUUAAAUAUACAAAGAAAGGGAUUUAGUGGGAAUGAGAAUAGUAGGAAGACUAGUGGUAAUACCAACAAUAGUAAUGUUUCUCAAGACAAAUUUAUGCAAUUUUUAGAAAGAAUUUCACCCAAACUCAUGAAUAUCAUUCGAUUAUUUGCAAAUAGAGAUUUCUUUACGACUGAAGAUGUCAUUGAUGAUAUUACAGGUUAUCUCUCUAAUGUGUGUAUUACCAUUUCAUACAUUUCAUUUUCUAGAAUUGACUUAAUUGCACCUUAUUUCCCUCAAUUCGGAGAUUCAUUUAUAGAACAUGUUCAUGCAGAUUCUAAUGAAGAUUUAGAUGAAGAGAAAAUGGCCAUGUGUGUUGCUAUAUUUAGAAUGACUGAGGAAUGGUUGAAUCAUGCCACGAGUAUUGGAAGUGAUGAUGAUGAUGGUGCUUCAACAUGGAACAAUGGAAUGAUGACCACUACUACUACUAGUUCUGCUACCACUAGUAGUGAUCUCGACAAUUUCAAUAAUAAUAGUAGGAUCAAUCCUCAUGCAACCUCAAGCUGGGAUGAAAUGAAUGAAUUUGACAUUGAAACAUUCAUCUUGUUAGAAAAUUUAUUGACCAGUCCAAUGUUUGAGAGAAUUUGUUCAAACUCUUAUGUGUAUGCAUUGGCUUUAAGAGUGAUGGAGAAGGCUCGUAUUUACAUGACCAUGACUUCACGUUUAUAA